This is a messenger RNA of Gadus macrocephalus (Pacific cod), 8739 nucleotides long. Its product is annotated as IQ motif and SEC7 domain-containing protein 1-like. The record is from RefSeq and is a predicted model, not a curated record. Gene Ontology annotation, biological process: actin cytoskeleton organization; regulation of ARF protein signal transduction. Gene Ontology annotation, molecular function: protein binding; guanyl-nucleotide exchange factor activity. The transcript has 14 exons. Bases 1796 to 5332 code for a protein of 1178 amino acids. NCBI's taxonomy places the organism in Eukaryota, Metazoa, Chordata, Actinopteri, Gadiformes, Gadidae.
UUGAUGGAAGGCUGAAUACUAAUGAGAGGCCCUUCCACAGCCGCUUCCAUGGUGGCUGCUAGUGGGACCGGGUGCCAUCUCAGACACGCACAGACAACUCACACAGAGCUUCACUGUGUCGCAAACAUCCCCAUUCCCUCCCUCCCCCUGCUGCCUCACCCUCAGUGGGGAAAGGGAGACACAGGGGCAAAGCGUGUGCGCCAUCUCAGGUCUCACUGCUACGCGGUGGAUCUGCAGUUCAGGUCAACGCACCGCACCACAUAUUGAUAUGCGUGCGUAUCUGUUUGAUCAGGGUUCUAUACGCUGGUUUGCUCAUGAAUAUGAAUAACUAUUUCACCCGGCCCUCCCUCACCCCUUCAUGCAUAUUCAUAUAUAUUUUCCGUCUAUCGUUUGGCUUCUUUACUAUGAAAGAAGAUCAAUCCUGCUAAAGCAGUGGGCUUCUCUGGUAAUAUUCUCUAGCGUUUCCUUUUAGCCUAACAGUCAUGGUGUUGAAAAUGUAGACUUUAUCAAACCGGGUUCUGAAUCAAUUGCCAGCAUGGCUCUGUAUUUACUUUGAACACAGCAUCCUUGUGAACGCAUGUGGUCAUGCAGUACACCAGCCCCUCCCCCUUAAAGGCCUGGCCUAUCAGAGUCUCUGCUGCAAGGCUCCCACUUGAAGCUUCAGUAGUACCGUAGUGUUGUUGCCCAGCAACCAGAAUCGGCACAUUUCUGGGAGGUCCUGUGUGGAUGGCAGCAGCUGAGAGAGACACACAGAAAUAUACAGACCGAGGGAGGCAGAGGAGAGAGAGAGAGAGAGAGGGAGAGAGAGAGAGAGGGGAGAACAAGAAGGAGAGGAAUACAGGGAGGAGAGAGACUGAGCCAUGUGAAUGGGGUUCGGAGGAGAGAUUGUUUGAGAACCCAACCAGAGAAGGAAGGAGGAUGCUAAGCUGCCAGCACUGCUAACACAACCUCAAGAAAUUCUGUCGCUGAUCUCUGCAAAAAGUUUCUGAUCUUAGCUGAGGUUGACGAGGAGAAGGACGAGUCAUACCUGGUGACGGCCCUUUUCUUAGACUGAGUCACUUCAAACAGCUGGACAGCUGGAAACCGGCAUGCAUCUUUUUCACCUUUUUUACCUUCCUGCACCUUUUCUACCUUCCUGCACAUAGUCAUCUCCAUGAGCGGAAAGAGUGCAGAUGCAGGCUGCAAGCGGUGACGUCUGGAGGAUUCCAAACUGACGCUCUGUGUUGAGGGACAGACAGCGGGGGACAGACUGACUAGCUGACCUGGAUAGCAGCCCCGAGGAGCCCAGCCACCAGCAGCAGCGGCAGCAGCAGCUCCCCGGCCGCCCGCCAAACCGACAGGUUAUUUUGAGAAGGUGCGUCCUCCUGACCGCUGCCUCGUCCGCCAUCAAACCACAAAGCGGGUCACCAGCUGCGACUCUGGUCAGGACGGCCCCCCCCCUCUCACAGGCCGGCCCUUUCCGAGACGGGUCCAGGAAGGGAUGUGGCGGUGGUUCUGGGCGGGUUAGAAGCCCUGCAGGCUCGGAUCCCUGGGGGGGUCGAGUGCUGGUGGAGGGGAGGCAGACUGCUGACCCGCGCAUCGCUGGAAUCUGAGGCCGCCACAGGGGGUGCGACGGAUUGGCGCGAGGGGACGCCUGUGUGAGAGUUUGUGCAAGAGCAGGACUGUGUUUGGGUGUAAGAUGCCACCUCCUUAACCAUGGCCCCGCCAGCCCUGCCCCGUGCUCUGCUGCGCUGCUGCUGCUGCUGCUGCUGCUGCCGUCCAGCUUGUUGAAGAAGGGGCCUUGUUCCGGCAGACAAUGUGGAAGUUUAAGGCGUUCUGUUUGGAUUACUGGCACGUGCUGUGUCUGCACCCUCACAACAACUUUUUCAAGAGCGUGGAAGGGGAUGGACGGCCUGGCGAGAGCGGCCCUUCCCUGGACGGCGGAGCCGGCUACGGCCGUGGACCAGUGACUCACGGCUCGGCCAUCAGCCCCGACCGCUUCGACGGCCCGCUCUACAGCCACGGGGUCCAACCGGGCCCCCAGAGGCCCCGCCGGCCCAAGCUCCAGCACUCGCAGUCCAUCCUCCGCAAGCAGGCCGAGGAGGAGGCCAUCAAACGCUCCCGCUCGCUCUCCGAGAGCUAUGAGCUCUCGGCCGACCUCCAGGACAAGCAGGUGGAGAUGCUGGAGCGUAAAUACGGCGGCCGCUUCAUAACCCGCCAUGCGGCGCGCACCAUCCAGACGGCCUUCCGCCAGUACCAGAUGAACAAGAACUUCGAACGCCUCCGGAGCUCCAUGUCGGAGAACCGCAUGUCCCGACGCAUCGUCCUGUCCAACAUGAGGAUGCAGCUCUCCUUCGAAGGCCCCGAGAAGGUGCACAGCUCGUACUUUGAGGGCCGGCAGGUGUCCUUGACGGAGGACGGUAGCCCCCUGGGGCCGUCGGACUGCGGCGACAUGGAGGCCCACCAGCAGGCCAACAUGGCGGCCCACCCCGCCCCGCAGGGGGACCUGAGCGACGCCAUCACGGAGCUGGAGGACGCCUUCUCCCGGCAGGUCAAGUCCCUGGCCGAGUCCAUCGACGACGCGCUCAACUGCCGCAGCCUGCAGGGCGACGAGGGGCCCGACCCGGACGCCAUGGGCUGCGGCGAGAUGGCGCGGGAGGCGCCCUACCAGAGGAAGUCGCACCGCCGCGGGCCCUCCCCCGGGCGCCUGCACGACGAGAUGAUGGCGUCGUACAGCGACGUCACGCUGUACAUCGACGAGGAGGACAUGGCCCCCGCCAUGGCCCGCUCCCGCUCGGGCGAGCCGCCCUCCAGCACGGAGUCGGACGUCCGGCUGCGCUCGGUCAACUCCUCCUCCCAGGAGUACUGGCCCGUGGACCCCAGGGACGAGGGCCGGGACACAGACACCAGCUGCCGCAGCACCCCGUCCCUGGAGUGCCAGGAGCAGCGGCUGCGCAUGGACCACCUCCCGCUGCUCACCAUCCAGCCGCCCAGCGACAGCUCGGCGGAGCACAGCGACCGCUCGGACCGCAGCUCGGUCAAGCGGCCCCCCGUGUACGACCCCCACAGCCACAUCGUCACGUCCUCCCAGGCCAGCCCCAAGCACAUCUCCCACGGGCCCCCGCCGCCGCGCACCUCGUCCCGGGAGGAGGACGCGCCCCUGCGGCACCGCCACCGCCAGCUGGAGGGCCACCUGGCCAUCAACGGCUCGGCCAAUCGGCAGAGCAAGUCGGAGUCGGACUUCUCCGACGGGGACAACGACAGCAUCAACAGCACGUCCAACUCCAACGACACCAUCAACUGCAGCUCCGAGUCGUCGUCCCGGGACAGCCUGCGGGAGCAGACGCUCAGCAAGCAGACGUACCACAAGGAGACGCGCAACAGCUGGGACUCGCCCGUGUUCAGCAACGACGUGAUCCGCAAGAGGCACUACCGCAUCGGACUGAACCUGUUCAACAAGAAGCCAGAGAAGGGAAUACAGUACCUGACUGAGAGAGGGUUUGUUCCUGACACCCCUGUGGGCGUGGCCCACUUCCUGCUGCAGAGGAAAGGCCUCAGCAGGCAGAUGAUUGGUGAAUUCCUUGGCAACAGACAGAAGCAGUUCAACAGAGAUGUCUUGGACUGUGUGGUUGACGAGAUGGACUUCCAGAGCAUGGAGCUGGACGAGGCUCUCAGGAAGUUCCAGAACCACAUCCGUGUGCAGGGCGAGGCCCAGAAGGUGGAGCGCCUUAUCGAAGCCUACAGCCAGCGGUACUGCAUCUGCAACCCCACGGUGGUGCGUCAGUUCAGGAACCCAGACACCAUCUUCAUCCUGGCCUUCGCCAUCAUCCUCCUCAACACGGACAUGUACAGCCCCAACGUCAAGCCCGAGAGGAAGAUGAAGAUGGAGGACUUCAUCAAGAACCUGCGAGGGGUGGACGACGGCGAGGACAUCCCCAGGGAGACCCUGGUGGGGAUCUAUGAGAGGAUCCGCAAGCGGGAGCUGAAGACCAACGAGGACCACGUCUCCCAGGUGCAGAAGGUGGAGAAGCUCAUCGUCGGCAAGAAACCGAUCGGGUCCCUCCACCACGGCCUUGGAUGCGUGCUGUCGCUGCCCCACCGCAGGCUGGUGUGCUACUGCCGUUUGUUUGAGGUGCCGGACCCCAACAAGGUGCAGAAGCUGGGCCUCCACCAGCGGGAGAUCUUCCUGUUCAACGACCUCCUCGUGGUCACCAAGAUUUUCCAGAAAAAGAAGAACUCUGUUACGUACAGCUUCAGGCAGUCCUUCUCGCUCUAUGGGAUGCAAGUCAUGCUGUUUGAGAAUCAGUAUUAUCCCAACGGCAUCAGACUGACGUCGGCCGUGCCCGGCGCGGACAUCAAAGUCCUCAUCAACUUCAACGCCCCCAACCCCCAGGACCGCAAGAAGUUCACCGACGACUUGCGCGAGUCGAUUGCCGAAGUCCAGGAAAUGGAGAAAUACAGAAUUGAGUCGGAGCUGGAGAAGCAGAAGGGCGUGGUGCGGCCCAGCAUGUCCCAGAGCUCCGGGCUGAAGAAGGAGGCGGGGAACGGCAACAUGAACCGCGGGAGUCUGGACGACACCUACGCCAUGGGGGAGGGGCUGAAGAGGAGCGCCCUCAGCAGCUCCCUGCGAGACCUCUCCGACGCAGGCAAGCGGGGGCGCCGCGGCAGUGCAGGAUCACUAGACAGCAAUAUGGAAGGGUCCAUCAUUAGCAGCCCCCACACGUGCCACCGGGCCCCCGCGCUGCACGACGGCGCGGCCCCCCGGGGGGACCAGGCCUCCCACCACCACCACCACCACCACCACCACCAACACCAACAUCAACCACAGCACCACCCCACCCAGCAGCCCUCCCAGCCCAACAUGGCGCCCGCCUCCAUCCUGGGCUCGCUGUUUGGCAGCAAGCGGGGGAAGCCGCCCUGCGCGCCGCAGGGCCACGCCCCCCUGCCCCCCACCGGCCAGCCCCCCACCGGCCAGCCCACCCUCAUCUCCCACAAGCUGCACCCGGCCAACCUGCACCACACGGCCCAGCAGCCCCCGCCCGGGCCGGGCCACCACGCCCAGUACUGCCCCACCCUCCAGCAGCAGCAGCAGCUGCAGAACCCCCCGCCCUACCACCACCACCACCACUACCACCCCCCGCCCCACGCCCAGCUCCCCCCCGCGGAGGCCGCCGCCUACCCCCACCCCCACCCCCACGCGCACCCCCAGCACAGCCAUCACGGCGGCCAGAAUUCCCACCACGCCUCGCACGGCCCGCCGGACAGACACGCGGCCCACCACCACGGCCAGCCGCCGGGCUCCAUGCCCGGCGGACCCAAAGCCAAACACAGCGGCAUCAGCACAGUGGUGUGACCAGGAGGCGGGCGAGGGAACCACGAGGGGCGGCGUGACCGCUGAGACCGGGUGGACGGAGGAGACAAUGCUAACACCAAAGGGAACUGACAGCAUUCAUUUACGGCCUGUCCACUGUGCUUCACCUGCUGCUGUGAUGGUGACGGAUCACGGGCAGCCCCCGAUAUAUAAAUAUAUACAUCUCCACUCUUCUCAGCAGGAUGCAGCUUGGAAUCGGGCUCUUGGUGUUCUGUCAGUAGGGGGCCUGGAUACGGGCCUCGCCGGGCUCUCUCUGGGUUUCAGGGGGGUGUUUCUUGCAGGAAGAGGCCACCCACCCAUUCACCUCCUGCAAAAAUAACAACAGCAAACAGUAAGCUGGCGGUGAUGGCUGAGGCGAAGCUCCUCCACACUGCUCCAUGCAUCCAAUAAGCCUGUGUCUUCCCUUCACCCACUGAGGAGGAAAGGCAGAGGGACCUCAGUCUGUCACCGCGAUGGAGUCCUAUAUUGUACACACUGUUAUUUCCGAAACCUUUUUUAAAAACAACGCUCUUAUCUCCCCAUCAUCAUCAUCAUCAUCUUCAUCAUCAUCCUCUCCAUUAUUAUCAUCGUCAUCAUCAUUUUCGAAAGCUAUUCGCCACCGCCUUCCCUGCCCAACCGCGCGUAGCCGACCAACCUUACUAUAACCAUUUCACAACCUAGCCCGGGUCAGCAGACCGGGGCUCACAUCUGCGUAGACGGACUCGGCCGUAGUAGUUCUAGUGCUGUAUUUACUGUAGAUGACAGCUAUACGUAUUGUCUCUUAGCUCAUAAAUAAAUGUGCCAAUUACUUAUGCAUAAUCUAUUUAGUCAAUAACUUCAUGUACAGUAUAUUGUGCUCUAAGUAAUUUGUAAGAUUAUACUUACAAUUAUCAAUUAAAAAUACAUUUUAUCAGUGAUAUACUGACUCUGUAACAACGAGAUGUAAACAUCAGAAGAGAUGGAACUCCCAAAUCAGCCCGGCUAACAAUCUAAUUUGGACUUGUUUUCUUUCCUUUUCUUUGGUUGUUUUUCCUCACAUUCAAUACAAAGCGCUUCGGGAUUGGCAGCUGUAGCACACUGGCCUCCAAACACCAGGCUGGUCUGUAGGAAACCAUCUCUCGGGCUGCUCAGAGUAGCCCUGACUACGCACUGCCUUUUGUAGAUAUGGAUGAUGCCAUAGGGUCCCUUGAUUCUCAGCUAACCACUCUCCACUGUGUUUUUGAGAUAAAGAGGUGAUUUAAAAGGCCUUGCCGGUGUCUUCUGUAUACCGAGACACGAGCCACUUUACCUACAGACCCAUCUAUAUAUAUAUAUAUAUAUAUAUAUAUAUAUAUAUAUAUAUAUAUAUAUAGAUAUAUAUCUGUAUGGAUCAAACAUGUUCCUGAGACGAUUGCCUUUAACAUAUGCGGCAACAAAGAAGCAGCUCUCUUCGCUCUUCAAAUCAAAAGAGUAAAUCACCUUUUUCAAUCUCGUUUUGCCUUCUGUUCUUUGUUUACAGACCGGUGAUGGAAUACUCUGUUUUGUUUCAUAUUUUUUGAACACAUGUGCAAUAUCUUAUUUUGUACAUUCAGAACACGCACGGCAUACCCUCCUGUUUGUGCGUUUCUUCAUGUUGUGUCAUAAUUUAUUUAUUUAGUUUGGACCCCCCCCCCUCCCCCCAGUAAAAAAAAAAAAGUGUCUGUGCGACUGUCCUCAUAGUUGUGGAGAGAGACAGCCUUGGAGUUCAGUGGAAUGUCUAAAUAACGUAGGUGACUUUUGCAUGUAAUGUUUAUUGUUGUUCAGCUAUCCUCUGCACAUCGUAUUACGAAUCAGUGUUACCAUAGCGAGUUUAAGUGCAAUCAUGUUCAGAAAAAUGCAGACUUGGAUUGAACGUGGAAGUGUGUCCCAUUGGUCCAGGAUGAGAUUCAGGUGAAAAGAAUAUAUAUAUAUCUUUUGCUUUCAGUUUUUUUUUUUUUGGUUCAUUUUAGAAUAUAUAAAUACUUGCAGAGUUCACAGUGGAAAGAAGAAUGUGUGUAUAUAUUUUAUUAAAGGAACAUCCUUCUCUUUGGGGCUGAACAGAAAUAUUUUGCUGGAUAAGCACACGUGAAAGAACACUUUCAUUUUUUUCAGGAAAUGCAGUUGUAACUGACUGCAGCAAUGCAAAUGAACAAAGGAACAUGGUCUAUGUAAAUAAAUAAUAACUUUCUAAAUUCUACAAAUAAAAAAGUGUCUAUUCAAAGUGUGUACAUUAGUGACAGCUGUUUGUUCCAAUAUUCAGGUUGUAAAUGUAUUUUAACUUUCACAAAGAAACUCAUUACCAUAAGUCAAGCUUAAAAAGGCGGUCACACAUUUUACUUUUUGUUACUCAUGUGAUCCUCAUGUUAUUAUAAUAGAGAUGGAGACCGCUAGGAGAGAGUUAGCAUAUCUUGUAUGGGACAGUAAUGGUCAGUUGAAUGUGUGUCUAUUAAUUUUAUAUUAUUACUAAAAACUGAAAUCAUAGUAUAAUUGGAUGAUGUUUUUUUAUGUUUCUGUUAUAGAGGUUUUUUUUAUGUUUAGAAAGUCCAUAGUCACUUCGUGUUAAGACGAUACCCCAAUAAUGCACUGCAUGGAUCUGAUGCAUAAAGUGUCCUAUUCACUGUGAGCUGACAGGAAAUAUAGAAUUCAGCCUGUAAACUUUGACCUCUUCCCUUUUUUUUUGGUUUAUAUUCAUUUGAUCGACUUCCUGGCCGUGUCCUGUUUUCACUCGCCCAUGUUGGCUGAUAUUUACUGGAGUUCAGCACUUCAGCCUGCAUUUCAUCUACACAGCCAUUGUAUUGAAAAAUGAAAGAAAAUAAUAACCAUGCACUUAAGUUGGACUGCUGAAGGUGUCCAUCUUGUAAAUAUGACACUUUGUGCAAAAAGGAUGCAUUUAUUGGAAGGUGGAGGUUUGCUAACAUGUUAAGUUGUCAAGGGACCAAGUGGGUGCAAAAUAAAAACCGAAACACAAUGUACAUAAUGUGUAAAGGAUCAUCCGUGUGCUCCGAUAUCGGCAGUGAUGACACCUCAGUGUAGUGUUGAGAAUCACAAACAUAUCCUUUGUCUCCGCCUCCCAACAAGGGUGUUCCUAGAACGUACGCUUUAGAUCGAUCCCAAAUACAGACUGUUAGUAGGGCAAUCUCCACCUAUUUUGGUUUUCCCCAAACGUACAUAGGAUCCUCAGAACACACGCGUGCACACACGCGCAUACACACAUACGAGCUCCUGUUCACACACACGCUACAAGCUAUUCUGUCAGGAGACUUUAUUUUUAAAGGGAAAGAUGAAAGUGGCCUCAUUUCUGUGUGAAUUAUGUUUGUACAGUGAAUAGUGAGUCGGUAUGACCCCAGUUAUUGUAAAACUUCAACUGUGACAAUGUUAAGAACGCAAAAUAAACAAAUAUAUGACUUAUGGUA